This is a messenger RNA of Cynocephalus volans (Philippine flying lemur), 3723 nucleotides long. RefSeq names its product structural maintenance of chromosomes protein 1B-like. The record is from RefSeq and is a predicted model, not a curated record. NCBI's taxonomy places the organism in Eukaryota, Metazoa, Chordata, Mammalia, Dermoptera, Cynocephalidae. The transcript is spliced from 25 exons. Gene Ontology annotation, molecular function: DNA binding; ATP binding; ATP hydrolysis activity. Gene Ontology annotation, biological process: sister chromatid cohesion. The coding region runs from base 1 to 3723 and encodes 1240 amino acids. Gene Ontology annotation, cellular component: chromosome; nucleus; meiotic cohesin complex.
AUGGGCUUCCUACAGGUGCUGGUUGUGGAGAACUUCAAGUCGUGGCGGGGCCGCCAGGUCAUUGGCCCCUUCAAGAGGUUCACCUGCAUCAUCGGCCCCAACGGCUCUGGAAAAUCUAAUGUAAUGGAUGCCCUUCGUUUUGUAAUGGGAGAGAAUACAGCUAAUUUGAGAGUGAAAAAUAUUCAAGAACUUAUUCAUGGAGCACAUAUUGGAAAACCUAUUUCUUCUUCUGCAAGUGUAAAAAUUGUGUAUGUGGAGGAAAGUGGGGAAGAGAAAACAUUUACAAGGAUUAUCCAAGGCGGAUGCUCAGAAUUUCAUUGUGAUGAUAAUCCUGUGAGUCGUUCUGCUUACACAGCAGAGUUGGAGAAGAUAGGCAUAACAGUCAAAGCGCGACACUGCCUAGUUUUUCAGGAAAAUGUAGAGUCGAUUUCAAUGAAAAAACCCAAAGAAAGGACCCAGUUUUUUGAGGAAAUCAGCAGCUCGGGAGAACUAAAAGGAGAAUAUAAGGAAAAGAAGAGAAAGUUACAAAAAGCUGAAGAGGAUGCACAUUUUAAUUUUAAUAAGAAAAAAACUGUAGCUGCAGAGUACAAACAAGCACAAUUAGAGAAAGUAGAGGCAGAGCGUUACCAGAGUCUCCUUGAAGAACUGAAAGUCAACAAGAUACAACUACACCUUUUCCAACUAUAUCACAAUGAGAAGAAAAUUCGUUUUCUGAAAUCUGAGUUAGAGCGUGUGAAUAGGGAUUUGAGUGUCACAAAAGAGUCUCUUUCUCAUCAUGCAAACAGAGUUAAAGCCAAGAAAAAGGAACGUAGAAUGCUAACCAGACAACUACAUCAGACAGAAAAAGAAGCAAAAUCUCUUGAAGCACUUUUAAAUCAGAAGCAGCUUCAAUACAUUAAAGCCAAAGAAAGCACUUCUCAUCACCUGGAAAAAUUAGAUGUGGCUAAGAAAUCAGUAAAGGACAGUAAAGAACAAUGUUCUAAACAGGAAGAUGACAUAAGAGCCCUGGAGACCGAACUGGUUGAUUUAGAUGGUGCAUGGAGAAGUUUUGAAAAGCCGAUUGAGGAAGAAAUCGUAAGUAAAUUACGAGACAUAAAACUAGAAAACAGUAAGCUGGAUCGUUAUGACGAACUUAAGGAAGAAGUAAAAAGGAAAGCAGCUAUAACGAUCCAACAACUGGAAAAACUGCAAUGGGAACAGAAGGCGGGGGAAGACAGCCUGGCAUUUGAAAAGAGGAGGCAUGGUGAAGUUCAGGGAAAUCUAAAACAAAUAAAAGAACAAAUAGAAGAUCAUAAAAAACGAAUAGAGAAGUUGGAGAAGGAUACAAAGACAUGCAUGGAUUGCUUGAAAGAGAAGAAAGAGCAAGAGGAAACCCUAGUGGAUAAAAUUGGAAAAACAAAAUCAAGGAUGUCUGAGGUUAAUGAAGAAUUGGAUCGCAUUGGAAGUGAAUUGCAGAAUGCUGGAAUUGAUAACCAAGAGGGAAGACGUCAGCAAAAGAGAGCAGAGAUUCUGGAUCGCCUUAAAAGACUUUACCCAGAUUCUGUGUUUGGAAGACUGCUUGACCUGUGUCAUCCUAUUCAUAAGAAAUACCAGGUGGCUGUUACUAAGCUUCUUGACCAGUACAUGUUUGCCAUUGUUGUAGCCUCUGAAAAAGUAGCAAAAGAUUGUAUUCGAUUUCUGAAGGAGGAAAGAGCUGAACCUGAGACAUUCCUUGCUCUAGAUUACCUGGAGAUCAAGCCAAUCAAUGAAAAAUUAAGGGAGAUUAAAUGCUGUAAAAUGGCGAUUGAUGUCAUAAAGACCCAGUUCCCACAGCUCAAGAAAGUGAUUGAAUUUGUGUGUGGAAAUGGCCUUGUCUGUGAGACUGUGGAAGAAGCCAGGAGUAUUGCAUUCGAUGGACCUGAAAGACGGAAAACAGUGGCUCUUGAUGGAACAUUAUUUUUAAAAUCUGGGGUGAUCUCUGGAUUGUCAAGUGAUUUAAAAGACAAGGCUAGAUGCUGGGAUGAGAAAGAGUUAACGAAUCUAAGAGUCAGAAGAAGCCAGCUAAUCCAAGAGCUGAAGGAUUUAAUGAAGACACUCCGCAAGGAAACAUAUUUGAAACAAAUACAGACUCUAGUCCAAGGAACUCAUGCACGACUCAAAUAUUCGCAGAGUGAACUAGAGAUGAUAAAAAAGCACCUUGCUACUUUUUACCAGGAACAAUCUCAGCUACAAAGUGAACUACUAAAUAUUGAGUCUCAAUGUACUAAGUUGAGCAAAGGAAUCAAAGAAAGACAACAAAGAAUUAAAGAAUUUCAAGAAAAGAUCGAUAAGGUAGAAGAUGAUAUUUUUCAACACUUCUGUGAAGAAAUUGGUGUGGAAAAUAUUCGUGAAUUUAAGAACAAACAUGUUAAACAGCACCAAGAAAUGGAUCAAAAAAGAUUAGAAUUGGAAAAACGAAAAGCUCGGCUUAAUAGUCACCUGGAAUAUAGUCGCAGUCAGCUUAAGAAGAAACUGCAUAAGGUCAACGUGUUAAAAAAAAACAUCCGGAAAUGUAGAGAAGACAUCGGUAACCUAAACAAGGCUGAAGAAAACUGUCGGCAAAUCCUGGAGGAACUCAUGGCAAAGCGGCAGCAGCUUAAAGACGUAUUAAUCACUCAGAAUUCCAACAUUGACAAAGCUCAAACUCAAAUUGAAGAGGAACGGAAGAAGGUUUUGGCUGUUGAAAGGCAAGUGGGAAAGUUGCAAAAAGAAGUUGUUCUCAUUCAAACUUCUGUGGAAAAGAAACGAUUAGAGAAACAUGACAUGCUCCUUGAUUGCAAAGUUCAAAAUAUUGAAAUAAUUCUUUUGUCGGGAUCAUUGGAUGACAUCACUGAACUGGAGUUGGGAAGUGAAGCAGAAAGUGCCCAGACAACUACUGGUAUCUGUGAAAAAGAAGAAGCCAUUGAAAUAGACUACAGCUCUCUAAGUGAGGAUUUGAAGGCUCUACAAUCCGAUCAAGAAGUCAAGGCCCACCUUAGAUUCCUACUGCAGCAAAUAGCAUCCCAGGAAGAUGUUCUGUGCAAGACAGCAGCUCCAUACCAACGAGCCCAGGAGAACUUGAAGACUCUCAGACACAAGUUUCAGGAAUGCACAGAUGUUUUUGAGGCCAGCACAAAGGAAGCCAGAAUGCGUAGGCAAGAGUUUGAACAGGUGAAAAAAAGGAGAUACAAUCUUUUCAGCCAGUGUUUUGAGCACGUGUCAACCUCAAUUGAUCAAAUCUACAAGAAGCUCUGCGGAAACAACAGUGCCCAAGCAUUUCUUAUUGCGGAGAACUCUGAAGAACCUUACUUGGAGGGAAUUACCUAUAGCUGCGUGGCCCCAGGGAAACGGUUUAUGCUGAUGGAUGAUUUGUCACGGGGAGAAAAGUGUGUGGCAGCUUUGGCUCUCCUGUUUGCUGUGCACAGUUUUCAGCCUGCUCCAUUGUUUGUUUUAAAUGAAGUGGAUGCAGCCCUGGACAGUACUAACAUAGGCAAAGUAUCAAGUUACAUCAAAGAGCAGAGUCAAAAACAGUUUCAGAUGAUAAUCAUCUCCAUAAAAGAAGAGUUCUUUUCCAAAGCUGACGCAGUAAUAGGCAUCUGUCCAGAGUAUGAGGACUGCAUGUUCAGCCGAGUUUUCUCCCUAGAUCUUUCUCAGUAUCCAGACACUGAAGACCAAGAAACCAGCAAGAGACAUGGAGACGCCCAUGAGAAACUAGAGUGCCCUUGA